AUGGCGCCCGCGUGCCGGCGCCUUGCGCUCCGCGCCCCGCUUCCGACCUUGCUGCUCCCGUACCUUGUGGCGCUGCCCUCCCUCGGCAAGCGCGACCACUUGUUCGCCGAGGUGGAGCUGGGCGAGACCGCUCUGGUGGUCGAGCCGGGCCCGGCCAAGAGCCAAAACGUGUCCGAGAUUGUGGGCGCCGCGACGGAGCAGACGCUCGAACCCCUGCAACGGACCCAGAAGGAGCUGCAGGCGAAGCUGCAGGGACUGGACGCCAAGAUGGUUGAGCUGAAGGAUAAUCAAACCGCCCUGCAGGAGGAGGCGCAGCGCGAAGAAAAGCGCGCGCAGACCGAUGAGAAACUCAAGAGGAUGUACACCGACUUGCUGAACAAGGCCAUUAACGGGUUAAGGGCGCUCGAAGAAAACUACACGUCCAACACCAAGGAGGGCGUCCAACUCCUACGCUGCCUCAAUGGAGAUUGCGGAACACUGGGCGAGACCAGCAUCGAGGUGUUGAAGAGGCAGCAGGAGAUCGAGCAGCAGGUGAUGGAGGGGCAGGAGCAGCAGGUGAUUAAAGGGCGGCCUCAGCGGCCCGAGCUCCCCCGACGGGGGGCGCCGAGACGCGGCGCCGCCCCGCGCGGCGCGCCAGCUCGACGCCGACCCGAAGAAAGACGCGGCCGCGGAGGACAAGGAGGGCAUCUUCAAAUGGUUGUGGAGAAAGAUCUUCGGAUUUGA
Messenger RNA from Prorocentrum cordatum, 723 nucleotides. The record is from the annotation of a GenBank genome assembly. NCBI's taxonomy places the organism in Eukaryota, Dinophyceae, Prorocentrales, Prorocentraceae.